Messenger RNA from Leptosia nina, 918 nucleotides. The record is from the annotation of a GenBank genome assembly. NCBI's taxonomy places the organism in Eukaryota, Metazoa, Arthropoda, Insecta, Lepidoptera, Pieridae.
AUGUGUGGUCGCACAGGAUUAUGUCUGGACAAAAAACAAUUACGUUGCGCCUGUAGUUACAAAGAUAAACAAUCGAAUACCUUCGUCAAGCCGGAUUACCUCGAUGAACACAAUAAUGGGAAAGAAUACACACCGUCAUGUAAUAUUGCGCCUACCGAUGUCACUCCAGUGAUGAUAUCAUCUAGUAAAUAUAAUAAUUAUGCAAGAACUCGCAGAGUUCUCAAGCCUAUGAUGUGGGGAAUAAUCCCGCCAUGGCAUAAGGGCGACUAUAAAAAUCAUAACUUAAGCACAAACAACUGCCUUAUAGAAAAUGUAAGACAUUCGAAGCUAUACAAUCCAAUAUUAAUGAGUGGAGGUAGAUGCAUUAUUAUAGCAGAAGGAUUUUAUGAAUGGCAAACUACAAAGCAGACUAAGAGCAAACAGCCAUACUAUAUAUAUAUGAAACAGGAUUCCAAUAAGAUAAGCAAUCACGAAACUUGGUCCAACGAUUUUAGCAAAGAGGAAGGCUGGAAGGGAAUUAAGCUCCUACAUAUGGCUGGGCUAUAUCAUGCUUGGCAUGAGAACAAUAUAGUAAUCUACUCCUAUUCAGUAAUCACUAUGGAGUCUAAUAAAACACUAAGUUGGCUACAUCAUAGAAUGCCAGCUAUAUUAGACAGUGAGGAACAAAUUGAUGCAUGGUUGGACAUAGAUAAUGUUAAUGUUGAUAUGGCAUUGGCAUAUUUAAAACCCAUAAAAAUCCUAGAAUGGCAUCCUGUUUCGACAUUGGUAAACAAUGCAAGGAAUAAAUCGGCAGAUUGCAAUAAAAAGAUCAGGCUAGAGAUAGCUAAGACUACGCAAAAGUCAUUAACAGCUUGGUUCACUAGUAAAAGGAAAUCAAAUGAUGAUUCAGAACAAGAGGCUAAAAAACGCAAACAGUAA